AUGGAUGUUUUCGAUUACUGUUUGGCUAACGGACUGAUAGCUUUGUCGAAAAUUGGCCAAUGCGGAGGAGUUAUGCAUAUACAAAAAUACACAGAGGCCAUUGAUGGCUUUGUAUACAGAUGUAUUGAGUGCCGAAGGAGGAAAUCGGUUCGAGGAACUUUUCUCUCAAGGUCUAAACUACCUUCGACGAAAAUUUUAAUGAUCUGUAACUUCUGGGUCCUGAAAAGAGCAUUCACAGCUACAGCUUAUGAAACAGAAAAUUCAGAGGUAUCAGCAGUGCAAUGGUACAACUACUGCAGAGAUGUUUCCUCCUGGAAAAUGAACACCUUGACUCAAGUUCUCGGAGGAGUCGGCAGCAUAGUCCAUAUUGAUGAGACUGUAUUUAUAAAAAGGAAAUACAACCGCGGGAGAUUACAAGCAAACCAGCAGUGGAUACUGGGUAUCUACGACACGACACUGCGCAAAGGGUAUAUAGAGGCGAUUCCUAAUCGCAGUGCAGCAGUAUUAGUGCCUAUUAAUAAGCGUUUGGUGUUGCCGGGGACGACUAUUCAUACAGAUGAAUGGAGCGAAUACCGUCAAUUAUCGAAUCAUGGCCAUGAUGAAUGUACCCGGGUACAUUCAUCAUGUUGUUAA
This is a messenger RNA of Trichobilharzia regenti, 633 nucleotides long. The record is from the annotation of a GenBank genome assembly. Lineage: Eukaryota; Metazoa; Platyhelminthes; Trematoda; Strigeidida; Schistosomatidae.